AUUCCUGGCGUCCCACGACCUUCCACUGCUCGACUACCGGGUAGUUGGCGUACCAGUGUUAGGCAUCCAACUCACCCACGAACAGUACGCAAGAUACCAGGAUAUGCCUAUCCUUUGUCACCCCGGGAAAGGCGAAAUUCUCCCUCCGACGGUGGGGAGAAUCAUGCGAAUCAACGUCAGUCGAUCCUUCAGCCUUGACUCUAGCGCAGAAGUUCCGAGCCAUAUCCCCUCGACGCAUCAUUGCUUCAAGGAAAGCUGGGAUCUACUGGCGACAUACUGUGAAGACUUGACAAAAUGUCAAGUCGUCAUCUCCAAGAUGUGCUGUGAUGCUCUCACGGAUAGCCAGUCCUUCUGUAUUCGGCAGAUAGAACGGGCGAGCAACGCCUACUACGUCGGUGGUGGAUCGUUUCAUUCCUGGAAAUUCCGUCCACUGCUUCCUGGGCUGAUUGCUGCUCGUCUGGGAAUGACGGGGGACAAUAAGAGCGAAGAGCUAUGGACGUCAUUGACGCAGGAGCAGAGCAAAAAACAUGCGGAUCUGGUCCCUACAAUGCGCUGGGAAUGAAGGGGUUGGAUUUCCUUCCGAUGCGGUGUUCUGUAACAGAACGCGGACUAGAUCGAAUUCGUCUCUGUCUCCCAGUUGUUAUGCCUAACCUAGACUAACAUCACGAUGCUCCUCUGGCAGAGACAUCCUCAUUUCCUCAAACCAUCCGUGUUGAACAUCCCAAGUAAUGUGGCUGUCUUGCCAUUGCAGGAGCCAACGGAGCAAACUCGAUGCUUUAU
This is a messenger RNA of Parathielavia appendiculata, 780 nucleotides long. RefSeq lists its product as uncharacterized. Lineage: Eukaryota; Fungi; Ascomycota; Sordariomycetes; Sordariales; Chaetomiaceae. Bases 317 to 562 code for a protein of 81 amino acids. The record is from RefSeq and is a predicted model, not a curated record. The transcript has 3 exons.